Molecule: messenger RNA, 3466 nt
Organism: Mucor mucedo
Lineage: Eukaryota; Fungi; Mucoromycota; Mucoromycetes; Mucorales; Mucoraceae
Exons: 9
Coding region: 16-3003 (995 amino acids)
Biological process (GO): regulation of DNA-templated transcription
Cellular component (GO): Cdc73/Paf1 complex
Molecular function (GO): RNA polymerase II complex binding
Source: RefSeq, a predicted model, not a curated record
CUUACAUAACAAAAGAUGGCAUUAUCAAACUUUGGUAAUUACGGGACUAGAUCAAAAACCAUUGAAGUUCCACUGCAACAGGAACAAGUCUUAGAGGUAGUCUGUGACGACUUGCCCACAAACCCCACCGAAUUGACAGAUAUCUUUCGGACCGAAAACGUUGGACUCACCUACUACAGAAUGUUGGCUAUUGAAUAUUACGAACAAAAUGAAAUUGAACAAAGUAUCAGUGUUGUUCAAGCUGGCUUAACAAGUGCUAGUAAUUCACCUACCACUACACCACGACAAAAAUUGCCAUUAUUAACCUUGAUUGCUACGCUUCACAUGCGCCUUGCCAAGCAAGAAGUACAUAACGAGUUGCAACGCCAAAAAUAUCUGGAAGAAGCGACCCAAUUUAUAAAUGAAGCUGAUCGAAUUCACAACCAAUACGAACCCACAUUUGUCGUAAAGGGUAAUCUCUAUCUUUUACUGAAAAAAAUAGACGAAGCAGCACGUUCAUUCAACAUGGUGCUCGAGAAAAGACCUAACUGCAUUCCUGCUCUCUUAGGAAGAGCAAAAAUUCAAUAUUACGCAAAGAAUUACAAGGCUGCCUUGAAGACGUACCAAAGCGCUCUCAAGUAUUCUCGUGGUAAAUUCUCGGGUGUCGAAAUUCGAUUAGGUAUUGCUCAGUGUUUUGCACAAUUAAAAAUGUACACAGAGGCGAAAGCUGCUUUAAAACGCUGCAUUGAUAUGAGUCCAGUUCCUAACGCCACAGCCUUAAUAAUGUUGGCUAUCAUUGAAUUAAACGAAUCGAAAAAGAAAGAAGAAGGUAUUAUUCAACAAGAAAAUGCUUUGAGAAGCGGUCUUCAGCACAUGCAGCAAGCACACGUUGUCAACAAAAAACAUCCUGCUGUUUUAAACAUGAUGGCCAAUCACUUUUUUUUGACCCGUGAUUUCGAAAAGACAAUGACAUCCGCUUCCAGAGCCUUAAAUAACGCCUCCAACAAUGUUACCAAGGCAGAAGCAUCCUAUCAGAUUGCUAGAGCCCAUCAUCAAAUGCAAGAGUUUGACGAUGCUUACAAGUUCUAUUCGCAAGCACUUGAAUUAAACCCUGAUCAUAUCUUGGCUCAAUUUGGCAUGGGACAAAUGCAACUCAAGCGAGGAGAAAUUAAUGCCGCCAUUGAAAUUUUCGAGAAAUUACACAAGUCCGAACCCGAAUGUGUUGAAGUGAUGAAGGUAUUGGGAUCACUUUAUGGCAUUUCCGAUAAGAAGGAAAAAUCGUUGGGAUUGUUUAGCAAACUUUUAGAAAAUACAAAUGAUGAUCCCCUAUUGGCGAUGGAAAUUGCGGAGACGUACGAAGAAAAGGACAGCGCAAACUCAUUAAAAUAUUACGAACAAUCACUGGCACUCUUGGACGGGAUACCAAAGGACGACGUAGUUUCUAUGGAACGUGUGAAAGAGCUUAAACCAGAAUUGUUGAACAAUAUCGCGGUUACUCAUCAAACACUUGGAAACUUCUCCGACGCUGAACAUUUCUACGGUCUUGCCAUCCAAGAAAGUGAGACCAGCAAAGGGGACGAGAAAAAACUGAAGCUCACGAUGAGUUAUAAUUUAGCAAGAUUAUAUGAAGAGCGCUUAGAAACAGAAAAGGCCAUUGCUAUUUAUAGGAAAAUCAUUGAAGACUAUCCUGCAUAUAUCGAUGCUCAUUUACGCAUGGGCGCGAUAGAAAUGUCAUUAGGCAAACCAGAGGAGGCAAUUGAAUGGUAUAAGGAGGUUUUCGAUACAGAUGCUACAGAUACCAAGGCAUGGAUAAUGAUUGGUCAAGCGCAGGCGACUAUUUCUGAAAAGUUAUCCAAGCGAUCUUAUGAGAAAGUCCUCAAAUUGUGUAACAAAGAAGAUGUCUACACUCAUGUUGCGCUCGGAAAUUAUCAUGCGGCUAAUGCGAGAGAAUGUAAAACCGAAAAACAAAAGGAACAACGCAAGGAAUCAUAUAAGCUUGCUGUCAAUUUCUAUUCUCAGGCAUUACGACGUGAUCCCUUGAAUGUCUAUGCCGCCAAUGGUUUGGCCAUCAUUAUUCUUGAAACUGGACACCCAGAGGAGGCUAGGGACUUAUUCAACCAGGUCAGAGAAGCUGCUGUAAACAAUGCAAGUGUUUGGGUCAAUUUAGCCCAUGCCUAUGUUGAAUUAAAACAGUACAAACAAGCUAUUGUUAUGUACGAGAACGCAUCAAGAAAAUUCUAUAAUAAUAAGGAUGCCAACAUCUUACUUUGUUUAGCAAGAACUCAAUAUAUCCUUUCUAAAUCCGAAAAAGAUCCUGAAGUUAUGUACGAAGCUUUAAAGAAUACCGAAAAGGCGCUCCAUAUUUCGCCAUCAGACAAGACGACACAUUACAACCUUGCUCUUGUUCAACAAUCUUAUGCCCAACAAAUAUCAGAUCUCCCUCAAGAUCAGCGCACUUCCAGUAAUAUGCGUCGCGCCUUGAGUUGCCUUGAGUGUGGUCAACGUACUUUCCGCAUGUUGAUUAACGUUAACGAACACACUUUAUACGAUCGUAGUAAAAUUACAGAACAGCGUGAACGUUAUGGUGAAACCUUGCGUGUGCAACUGGACAGAAAGAUGACGGAACAAAUCCAAUUUGAAGAGGAAAAGGAAAGAAAGUUAAAUAUCGCGCGAAAGAAGCGUGAAAACGAGCGCGCCAAGAUCCUUUACGAGGAAGAAGAAAAAAUCAGGUUGCAACAGCUGGAAAAUGAGCGAAUGGAAGAAGCUCGUCGUAGAUUGAUGGAAAAAGUUCGAGAAGAUAACAUGAUGAUGGCCAGCCAACAAGUCGAAGAUGAUGACUUUGACGAAGAAAAGAAGGCUAAAAAGCGUUCUAGAAAGAGAAAAGAACGUGACGAGGAAGAAGCUGAGGAGAGACAGGACGGUGAUGAAAUCGACGAAGAUUCUGAAAGGGCUUCAAAAAGAAAAGACAAAAAGCAAUACCGAAGUAAACGUAUUAUCGAAGAUUCGGAUGACGAGGAUAUGUGAUUUUUCUCACUUUUAAUAAUAAAAUUAUUGUCAGACAGACUUGAAUUCGAAUUUAGAAAGUUGGAAUUGAUACCAUGAUAGCAGACACGCCCGAAAUCAAUCUUUGUCUGUAUAAUCUAAUUCCAUUGCGUAAUAUUAUUGUGGUUAGCUAAGUCAUUUUUAAGCUAUUCGCAUGAAUGCUUUGCUACAAACUCCAAGAAUAAUUUGACAUUUGGAAGACGAGUCUUACUUUGUACCUUACAAUUCAUUAACUUGAUUAAGUAAAAAUGGUCUAACUUGGACUGUGAUUCACUUUAAAGAUUGAAAUAUCAAACAGUUCAAAAUGCUUUAAAUAAGACUAUUUACAUCAACCAAUACCAAACAACCGGAGAGUCUGAAGAGCUGGUCUAUCGACAACAACUUUGCUGUAGUUAUAGAUACGAUCCAUAAGUAUAGACGCCUUAACUUUAAUUGUAAAUCAGAA